GACGAGGGAGAACAAAGGGAUUGGAAAACAUCGCUGAUACGAACUGGAAAACGUCCAUCAUGACAAGAAGGAGCCAGAAGGCAGUCGCGAAUGCCGCGCAACCUUCUUGCUUGAACCCGAACAUCAACGGUAGAUUGAUCACGCGAAAAAGUAAACACUCAUGGGCCAUCUGAAUCUGAAACUCCAAUAUCGAGAAUCUGAUUUCUCACCGCAUGUACUGCCCCGUCCUCUCGUCGACACAGAAGACAACUCUUGCAAUGGGGCUUCUGCUGGGGCAGGGAAAAGAGCCACCCUGUGGCGCAAAUAGUUUUGUGGCGCAUGAGAAUUCAAAAGCUGAAUAUCUGCUGGCGCGUGCAUCAUCACCGGACAAGACACAUCCAACAUGGCAAAGACACAGCAAUAUCAACCAUUGAGCGGGAUUGAUGAUGAUGAAGGGAAAGAGAACGUAUUCAUUCCAGGCGAGGACGGCGACACGCGAAGCACAUGUUCUCGGUCUGCCUUUGCACUGUGUGUGGUUGCCAUAUUGGUGUCUCUUGUCGUCAAUGUGUUGCUCCUGAUUGACAACACCCGGCUUCGGGAUUCAUCUCGCGAUAGUGGGAAGACGAAAUACAGUGGCAUCAAUUUCGAUACAAUGGUCCCUUUCCAGUCGUUCUCUGACUAUUGGAACCCCAAUAUCAGUGACGAAGUCACGGAUGCCAACUGGGACGCCAUAGACACGAAUCCCAUGGCCAUAUCCUUACACGACGACUUCGCAGAACAAGUUGGUCUCGGGCCAUCUACACGAUUUCCAUGGGACACUGAACGCAGCAUCUACUAUAUCAAGGGCUUUCACGAUCUCCAUUGCUUGAAACUCAUCCGCAAAGCGAUUGUCUCCAAGCACAAUCAAGACAACCGCACAUUCACCCUCAGCCACCUGUUCCAUUGUCUGGACGGAUUGCGACAGGAUGUCAUGUGCACAGCCGACGAUACACCCAUGCCCGCUCUAGUCCCUCACCAUGUGGGCGAUGGCCAGCUCCGACGAUGCCGUGACUGGAACAAGCUGACUGCUUGGGCUACGCGGCUUGACCAGCAUGCUUGUCAUGACUUCGAUGAUUACCGGGAGGCUACCAACACCCUAGAAGUUUUCGGACACUGUCCUCAGGACUCGCCAUACCGUCCCGUAGUGGAGGCCUAUUUUGAUUACCAUGGUCACAAAGACCCGUAUGAGCUGAAGGAGGAAGAGAAUCGCAUUGUCUUCUGAAACAUCGGGGUGCCAGAUCGACUGAGCGCUGUCUCCACGCGCUCAAGCAAUGUGCUUGCCUGAACAACAACAGCCAAUGUACUUUUUAGCUGGGUC
Molecule: messenger RNA, 1336 nt
Organism: Paraphaeosphaeria sporulosa
Lineage: Eukaryota; Fungi; Ascomycota; Dothideomycetes; Pleosporales; Didymosphaeriaceae
Exons: 3
Coding region: 383-1240 (285 amino acids)
Biological process (GO): mycotoxin biosynthetic process
Source: RefSeq, a predicted model, not a curated record